Messenger RNA from Cooperia oncophora, 1608 nucleotides. NCBI's taxonomy places the organism in Eukaryota, Metazoa, Nematoda, Chromadorea, Rhabditida, Trichostrongylidae. The record is from the annotation of a GenBank genome assembly.
AUGGCUUCCAUCCAAUGCCUCAACCCCAAAGCGGAACUUGCUCGACAUGCCGCUGCGCUAGAGCUCAAUAUCAGCGGGGCGAGAGGACUACAGGAAGUGAUGCGGUCGAAUCUCGGACCCAAGGGUACCCUUAAGAUGUUGGUAUCAGGAGCAGGCGAUAUCAAGCUCACGAAGGAUGGCAACGUUCUUCUUCAUGAAAUGUCUAUCCAACAUCCAACUGCGUCACUGAUUGCAAAAGCCUCCACGGCUCAAGAUGACAUUACUGGCGAUGGUACGACGUCAACGGUUCUUCUGAUUGGUGAAUUGUUGAAGCAGGCCGAGACUUAUGUUCUCGAGGGUGUUCAUCCACGUCUGAUUACUGAAGGAUUUGAAUGGGCGAAUGAACGGACUUUGGAACUUUUGGAGAAAUUCAAGCAGGAGAUCACCAUUGACCGCAAUGUGCUUAUUGAAGUGGCCCGAACUUCUCUUCGUACGAAACUUCAUCACAAACUUGCUGAUCACAUCACAGAAUGCGUAGUCGACGCUGUUCUGGCUAUUCGGCAAGGCGACGCGGAGCCUGAUUUGCACAUGAUUGAGAAGAUGGAAAUGCACCACGAGAGUGAUAUGGACACAACUCUUGUGCGUGGACUCGUACUCGACCAUGGAGCUCGUCACCCCGAUAUGCCGAAACACGUGGAAAACGCUUACGUGCUCACUUGUAAUGUUUCACUAGAGUACGAGAAAACCGAAGUGAAUUCGGGCUUGUUCUACAAAACUGCCGCGGAACGCGAAAAGUUGCUGGCCGCAGAAAGAGAAUUUAUAACACGAAGAGUCUUAAAGAUUAUCGAUCUCAAGAAAAAGGUCUGCAAAGAUGGAGAUAAGAAAGGUUUUGUCGUCAUCAACCAGAAGGGUAUCGAUCCUCCUUCGCUAGAUCUCCUGGCGGCAGAGGGCAUUUUGGCUCUCCGACGUGCUAAACGUCGUAACAUGGAAAGAUUGCAACUUGCUGUUGGUGGAGAAGCUGUCAACUCCGUAGAUGAUCUCACCCCCGAGGUCCUUGGAUAUGCAGGACUUGUCUACGAACAUACUUUGGGCGAGGACAAGUACACGUUUGUCGAAAAAUGCAAGGAUCCGAAAUCAGUGACGCUGUUAAUCAAGGGACCGAACAAGCACACAAUUCAGCAAAUAAAGGAUGCGCUUCACGAUGGCUUGCGAGCUGUGUUCAACACCAUCACCGACAAGCAUCUCCUGCCAGGAGCAGGCGCAUUUGAAAUAGCUGCGUAUUGCAUGUUAAUGAAGGAAAUGGAAUCGCUGAAAGGACGAGCUAAAUUGGGAGCACUUGCCUAUGCAAAUGCCUUGUUAGUGAUUCCGAAAACCUUGGCGAUCAAUUCCGGUUACGAUGCUCAAGAAACCAUCGUGAAACUUGUUGAAGAAAGAAAUGCAGGAGGCGACAUGCCUGUUGGAGUCGAUCUGGAAAGCGGUGAACCUAUGCAACCUGUGGGAAUUUGGGACAACGUUAUUGUGAAGAAGAACAGUUUGUCGUCGUCAUGCGUCAUCGCUUGCAAUCUUCUGCUCGUUGACGAGGUCAUGCGUGCUGGCAUGACCAAUCUGAAGACAAAUCAACAAGAAUGA